Molecule: messenger RNA, 909 nt
Organism: Parathielavia appendiculata
Lineage: Eukaryota; Fungi; Ascomycota; Sordariomycetes; Sordariales; Chaetomiaceae
Exons: 3
Coding region: 1-909 (302 amino acids)
Source: RefSeq, a predicted model, not a curated record
AUGGCUGCUACGAGCUCGACCUCGCUGCCCCCAUUCUCUGGCACCGAAGGCGCUUACAUGCUUCCUCAUCAUAUCAAGGAGAUAGAGCGCCUUCGCCGCCAGCAUGAAUUCAUGAACACGACCACAGGAGGCCAGCUACUGGUUCCUCAAGUCAUUCCCCAGCAGCGUUCACUGCGUGUUCUUGACUCUGGAGCAGCUGAUGGAUUCUGGCUGCGCGACCUGCCGCGCCAACUGCCGUCGAAAGACCUGGCUCUCUUUGGCGUAGACAUCGGUUCUUCCUUGUUCCCUGCCCCAGGCGCAGCAUCUUCAGGGACGCAGCCAGAACUCCGCAGUCAUGACAUUCGCACCCCAUUCCCCGAGUCUUGGGGCUGGACGGGCACCUUUGACGUUGUUCACCAGCGUCUUCUCAUUUGGGGCAUCAAGGCCUCCGAAUGGUCCGUUGUGAUCUCGAAUCUUGUCAACGUUCUGAAGCCGGGUGGCUACAUUCAACUCGUGGAGGCUGAGUGGAUUGACCCGGCAAAUCCUGCCUCCGAAUUGACUCGGCCAGAGUUGGCUAAGCAGGCAGCACUGCAGAGGUGGUCUACCGAGAGCUUUGGCAUGGACAUAGACAUUGCCUAUAAGCUGGAGAAGCUCCUCAGCGACGCCGGGCUCGAGGAUGUCGGGGUCAUUCAGUUUGACCACGGGUACGGCGCACUGGCCAAAGCCGAAAGUCAGAAGAACGUUUCUGCCGAGCUCUGGGUGGAAUGUUUCAGGACGCUGGACGAAAAGAUACCAAGCGGCGGCAUCCCAGGUGUAGCUGCCAAUGCUCGCGAAUUUCACGAGUUUCUGGACCGGUUGGAAGUUGAGAUCAAAACGUACGGAUACCAGCCCAAGCUCAACUUUGUGUAUGGCCGCAAACCACUGCAGUAG